AUGCAGUUCCUGCAAUGGCACGUGAUGCUUAGCAUUACCUUGCAUACCACGUCACUGUGGUUAGCGGUAGCGAUGGCAUUUAUUAGGCGAAUGACGCUACGGGUAACUCGAUUGAAUAGCUCAUGGCAACGUCCGACAUUUGCGUGGAAGCUCUGCAUUGCAAUCUAUAUAGUCGUGGCGGUGCUGUGUAUACCAAGCCUGUUCGUGCAUGAAAUCGACGUCUAUAAGGAGGUCAUGUGGGAACCAUCACUACAGUGCGCCUCACUCUAUCCACCCAACUACACCGAGCCAAUAUACACGUUUACGGUCAGCAAAGCGGCUACAGCGAAUAACUGCAGCAUAUUCAAGUUGAAUAUAUGGAUGAUUGGACUCGUGUUCAAAGUUAUUCCAUGUAUACUACUGUAUGUCAUUCAGCGUAGGUCUGGUCUAAUAAGAUUCGUCAAGCGCGAGGCAACAUCGACGGAGCUCAAAAUGUCAGCCAAUGAACAAUGUGAAAUAGUCCUGCGACAGCCAAUACGUCCGGGACCAAAACCGUCCAACAACGAAUGUGGUUGUGAUCUUGCUGUGUUUUUGAUAACAGAGCUGCCUCAGGGCAUCAUCUCCAUAUUAUAUUUAUAUUAUUAUUUGGGUGAUAUACUGGACCUUUUAUCAUUACUGAAUUCAUCUGUAAAUUUCGUCUUGUACUGUGUAAUGUCGUCUCGCUAUCGGCAAACAUUUUGGUUGGUAUUUCUGCCAAGCGGAGCACAAUCAUUAUGCAUUACCAAGCAGACAACUACUGCGAGUAACUUUAAUUUCACUCAACUGCAGUUACAACGAAAAAACAGCAACAAAGUGAGGAAUAAGAAUACUCUCCUUGCUACUGAAUGCCGAAGAGCAUCGCGUCGCAGCGAAUGCGGCAGUGCAUCGAAUCUAGACAGUCAGAACACGGUCCGAAACAGCUCUGCACCUGUACGUACUCUUCUGAACUUAAUGGUUGUUUCAGAAAACCACUGUCCCGCCCAUUCCAUUAUAGUUGACUCCUAG
This is a messenger RNA of Ostertagia ostertagi, 1023 nucleotides long. The record is from the annotation of a GenBank genome assembly. NCBI's taxonomy places the organism in Eukaryota, Metazoa, Nematoda, Chromadorea, Rhabditida, Trichostrongylidae.